AUGACUGAUCUUGAGAGUAAAAGAAACGAACUCCGUUUGCUUCGUGAAUGUCUGCUGGAUGAUCAAGCUCGACUCGCUGAAAAAAAAGUAUCACCAGAGUGGAUGGAUCUAGAUGUGUCGCUAAGAGACAAUGAGGAGACAAGACUUGUUGAACUUCGCACUUAUAUUCGUAUAGCCGAGUGGCAAGUUCGUCAAUUAGAGGAGAGGGAGAGACUGGAGAGACAAACAUUGCGUCACAACGGAUGA
This is a messenger RNA of Caenorhabditis remanei, 246 nucleotides long. RefSeq lists its product as uncharacterized. NCBI's taxonomy places the organism in Eukaryota, Metazoa, Nematoda, Chromadorea, Rhabditida, Rhabditidae. Bases 1 to 246 code for a protein of 81 amino acids. The transcript is spliced from 2 exons. The record is from RefSeq and is a predicted model, not a curated record.